AUGUUGCUCUGUGCCCGGGGCGCAAUACUCAGGAGCCCGAGGCUGAACUUGCUACGCCUGACUUCGAGAGUCACUCCUCGAUCACCAACCCUUACCCUAGUCUCCCGAUCCCCUGUCGCGACGCAGAUCAAUGUCAUACCGAUCCUCCGCAGCCAAUGUUGCGCUUUCUCGACAACACGUUACCGAUCAGAACAAACAUCCGUUGAUCCAGUGACCGAAGUUCUACCUGUUUGCUGUCCAGGAUGUGGUGCAUUCUCGCAAACGGUGGAAGCAGACGAGCCUGGAUAUUAUAGCACAUCACGGAAACAGACACGGAAGCUACUGGCCGCAAGCAAGAAACUACCCGAACCUGAUAACAAUGAUAUUGUGGAAGUACACGAUAAUGAUAAUGUCGUGGGUUCAGAACCACCGCGUCCCAUUCAAGGUAAGAAACCUGGUCUAGUUGGCGCGCGACAUUGGCUAAUAGAACAUAAAGAUGGAGCCUUCCCGAAUAAUGCCAUUGAGCCGGUUAGCGACUUCCUUGGCUCAUCAAAACGAGUCACGCAUGUCUGCGACCGUUGCCAUGACUUGAUACACCACAACAAAGCAGUUGCCUCGCCUAAACCAACAAUCCUGUCUAUACGAAAUUACCUGGAGGAAUCACCUUACAAAUGGAACCGUGUAUAUCAUAUCAUUGAUGCCGCCGAUUUUCCCAUGUCUCUCGUUCCACGAAUUCACUGGGCAUUGUCAUUGCAGCAGCGUUCGCAGAACCGACGAGCUACGCACGAUAAAUAUUCGCGCGGCAAUAAACUACCAACUAUCUCGUUUAUUAUCACGCGCUCAGAUCUUUUGGCGGCGACUAAGGAACAAGUCGAUUCGAAGAUGGAGUAUAUUCGUACAGAACUCCGAGCAGCUCUAGGACGGACGGGGAAAGAUGCCCGUCUCGGUGGCGUGCAUAUGAUUAGUGCGCACCGUGGUUGGUGGACUAAAGAUGUCAAGGAGGAAAUUCGAGACCACGGCGGCGGUAUCUGGGUUGUUGGCAAAGCCAACGUUGGAAAGAGCAGCUUUAUUGAAGCCUGUUUCCCCAAGGAUACGAAGAGCUUGGAGAAAAUCGAGGAGUAUAUUGGAUCCCGUCGGGAGGAAGAGAUUCCAAACAAGCGACAAGCCUCUCUUGACGACCCGAAUAGUCUCCUGCCCCCUGCUCCUCAAGAAGAUUUGUAUCCUGUGCUCCCAGUGGUGUCUUCUCUGCCAGGUACCACUGUCUCGCCUAUCCGUAUUCCAUUUGGUCGCGGAAGGGGUGAGGUCAUUGACCUUCCAGGUCUUGAACGUGGUCUAUUGGAGGACUAUGUAAAAGAUGAGCACAAGCGGGAUCUGAUCAUGACGAAGCGGAUCAAGCCCGAUCGCUCAACCAUCAAGCCAGGCCAGUCUCUUCUGCUUGGCGGUGGUCUCAUUCGAAUCACUCCCACAAACCCUCAAGACACAGUUAUGGUAGCCAGCUUCCUGCCUAUUGAGUCACAUAUCACCAAUACGCAGAAAGCAAUUGAGACACAGGCAGAGGAGCGUCCGUACCGGGGAAUCGUUCUCAUGAAAGAAGGCACUGGAAGCACGAUGGCCUCCGCCGGCAAAUUCGAUAUCAAGUGGGAUGUCACCAGAUCGCACCUGCCAACAUCCCUUGCCAAGGCAGUUGCAGACAAGGGAAUCCCUAUUCCUUCACUACCAUAUCGGGUGAUGUCAGCUGAUAUUCUUGUUGAAGGCUGUGGUUGGAUCGAACUGAGCAUUCAAAUCCGCAGCAAGCGUGGUGCUGAGGACGAAGCAUCCUAUCCACGGGUCGAAGUAUUCACUCCAAAAGGGAAACACAUCGGGAUCCGGCGUCCGAUGGAGUGUUGGCAAUUUAUUGCAGACAAGCACAAAAAAGACAAGCGCAAGCUCCCACGCACAAGACGCCAGUGA
Molecule: messenger RNA, 1929 nt
Organism: Penicillium antarcticum
Lineage: Eukaryota; Fungi; Ascomycota; Eurotiomycetes; Eurotiales; Aspergillaceae
Exons: 1
Coding region: 1-1929 (642 amino acids)
Cellular component (GO): mitochondrion
Source: RefSeq, a predicted model, not a curated record